Ruditapes philippinarum (Manila clam) is the source of this 10477-nucleotide messenger RNA. Its product is annotated as zinc finger MYM-type protein 4-like. The record is from RefSeq and is a predicted model, not a curated record. Bases 61 to 2637 code for a protein of 858 amino acids. Lineage: Eukaryota; Metazoa; Mollusca; Bivalvia; Venerida; Veneridae. Gene Ontology annotation, molecular function: zinc ion binding. The transcript is spliced from 14 exons.
UGUGCGGUGUUGUGUGGGAAAGUUGGACCGGUGAAGCAUGAGUUUAAAUUAGACUCGAAAAUGAACCGAUUAUGUAGUGAUCCGUGCUUCUCAGCAUUCCAGUAUGCAAAUAAACUGACACUAAACACGUGCGAUAAUUGUGGUACAAAUUUAAAUGCGGAAAACCAAGCUCCACAAUAUGUACAGUUUGAAGGACAGCAGCGAAGAUUCUGUAGUUUUAUGUGUGUAAAUACAUUUAGAAAUGCAAAUAAGAAAACAGUGCCCUGUGCAUGGUGUGCAAACAAGAAAAGUAACUUUGAUAUGAUAGAACGAGUGGAUGCUCAUAACAAAUAUCAGUUGUUCUGUUCCUUGAAUUGUCUAUCACUGUAUAGGGUUAACCUACAGGCUACUUCCAAUCAGGCAGUAACUUGUGACCAAUGUCGGAAGUUUGUACCUGCCCAGUACCACUUGACAAUGAGUGAUGCAUCGGUGAGAAAUUUCUGUUCGUAUGGUUGUGUGAUGCAGUUCCAGGCACAGUUUCAAGCUCCUGCGAAACAGGUACCACAACAGAAUUCGCUAAAUACUGGAGUUGUUGGUAAAAGUACAAUACCUGCUCAGCCACAGCAAUCAACAACAACAACAACACGCUCUGGCAGGGUUGUUACAAAAGCUCCUAAAGUAGCCGCUGCUGUCCAGCAACAAGUUGCUGUCAAAAAUAGAAUGGCAAAGAAGGACGACUCAUUCCCAAUUAUCUCUAAUGUUGUUUCACUAGCUCCUCAAGGUACACAACAACCGACUAACAUUAAGACAACAACUCAUGCCCUUGUAACUAACCAACAAACUGGAAUCAAGACGGCUACAACAACAACAGGGAACCAGACUGUCCAACAACAAAUUAUUAUUCAGCCUCCACCACCGACAUCUAUGAAGAAUAAAUCUUUAUUGUGUAAACCAUUCACACAGACAAAAGCUACUUCUUGCCGACCACAUACACAAAUUAAAGAGGUUCAGACAGAGGGAAAAGCAGAGCCAGAGAAAUACCUGAUACCCAUACCUGUACCUAUAUACUGUCCGACACCUCUAGCCAUGUACUCUCUACCUACCCCAAUAUUUAUACCAGUACCUGUACCAAUACCAGUACCUGUGUUCAUACCUACAACCAAAAAAAGUGCAAACAGCAUACUAAAACAAAUCAAGGAAAUUCGGGAGAAGAUUCCAGCUGAUCCACUGGAGGCGGAGUUAUUGAUGAUGGCGGAGGCUGUGGCAGGGAAAGAGGAGGAGUCAAGUAGCAGCAGUGAGGAGGAAGAUAAUACUGCUCCCCCGGAGAAGGAAACAAGUACACCAGCGCCACCUACAAGCAGUAGUGGAGGAGGAGGUGGGGGUGGUGAACUAGGGGAGGACAUGUUACAGAUGGCGUUACGUAUGGCAUCAGAAAUGACAGACGAACCCGUCAUGGAUCUAGAAAACUCCUUGGAACCAGUAGCUGUCAAUACAGAGCCACCCCCUCAGCCAAAGCCAGUUAUCCCCACCACCCCACAACCUGUAGAGGAUGAUGAUGAAUAUGUUCCAACAUCAGCUCGUUCACGACGUUCAAGGGGAGGUAACAAACGUCAGUCACGUAGUACGCCAAGAAGAAACCCAAAACGUCAGAAAGUUGAAUUACAACCGCAGUAUCACGAGGCCACGCCAUCACCUCCAGCCCCCGCAGCUCCUCCCCCUGACGCUAACUUCCAUCUGAAAUACACGUACGGUGUUAAUGCAUUCAAACACUGGGUACUACAGAAAAAUACCCAGAUCGAACAAGCUUCUAAACCAGGGCAUGGGAAACAUUUAAAAACAUUUAAGACAGAUAUCCUACAGUGUACAGCGGAUGAGUUGAAUUAUUCAUUGUGUCUAUUUGUGAAAGAAGUACGGAAACCUAAUGGAGAGGAAUAUGCAGUAGACAGUAUAUAUUACCUGUGCUUAGGUAUACAGCAAUACUUGUUUGAGAAUGGGAGAAUAGAUAAUAUCUUCACUGACUUUUAUUAUGAAAGAUUUACUGAAGGACUGAAUGAGAUUCUCACCAGAUACGAACCCAAACUGAAUCAUGCAGGUCAGUUAGUGUGCCGUAUAGAAGAAGAACAUCUAUGGGAGUCGAAACAGCUUGGAGCUCAUUCACCUCAUGUCCUCCUCAACUCUCUGGUUUACUUUAACACCAAAUAUUUCAUGUUAAAAACAUCGGAGGAUCACCUCAAACUCUCUUUUACUCACAUCAUGAAACAUUGGAAGAAAACAGCAAGUGGGCGGGGCUCCGGUACCGGUCCUAAUGCUGGUAGGAGUGUCUAUCUAAGAUACUACUGUCCUACACCACAGGGGAAAGAUAAUCAGAAGAAGAAGAAAGAGGAGAUGCCAGUGUAUGAGCAGACAGAAAAUCUGGAUAAUCCAUUGAGAUGUCCAGUUAAAUUGUACGAGUUCUACCUAUCAAAAUGUCCUGAAAGUAUCAAGAACCGUAAUGACACUUUCUACCUGAAGCCAGAAAGGUCCAGUGUUCCAGAUAGUCCAGUCUGGUACUCCAACCAAUCUAUAAAUAUUGAACAUUUAACAAAACUGUUAAACAGAAUUCGAUUGGUCCGUGAGAUUCAGGAGGCUCAUUUGCAUACACAACCAAUUUACAUAUAAACUACAGAUGAUAUUGGUGAUUAUAGAACACACAUUGGAAGAGAUGGUUUUACUGUUUCUGCAGCUUUCCAAGGUUUCUGCAGCUAAAGAUGAUUGAAUUAUCAGAAUAACUAUAUAGGUAUCGUUCAAUAGCCAGAAAGUCAUUAAAAUUGAUGGUGGCUCUUUUUUGAAAACAAAAGUGUUCGAAAGGUAUAGUAUAAUGACUAGACCUAUGAGCUUUUUUUCAACCCCCGACCUAUGAGCUUUUUUUCAACCACCAUUUGCUUUUUUACAAGACCUGUGUUGUUUUUUUUUCUACCACCACAAUUUUCUGCGACGUCUUUGUCAUAUUCUGCAGGGAAAACAUCUUGUCAUAUUGCAGAGAUAUUGAUCCUUGUCAUUUGGUUUGAGAUAUUCUCGAAAACUUAUUUACAUAAUUGACUGAUUGACAUCAAACAAGAAAAUCAGCUGUACUGUACAUGCUUUAUAGUGUAUCAUAAGCUUAUAUUAGUGGAGGUAAUUGAUAUGCUUCUUGUUUAAUGUAGUGAAUAUGAAAGCAUAUUUGCUUGCUUUUAUGUAUAAACAAGAUUAUUUCCAAGAUUGCAGCACUACCAUGUGUCUCCCUGUAGCAAAAUAUUGUUGAAAUGUUUCUUAUUUCUAUAUAUCUAUAUAUAGAAGUUUUUAGAAGUAAAUCUUUAGGUUUACACAGUUUUCGAAGAAAACUUGUCCGAUUAUUUCAUUAUACCAGUGAUUUGCAUUAUUACUUUUUUUAUCAUUUUUUUUAAAAUCAUGUUGAAAUUGUUUUUAAUUCAUAAACCACCACUUUGUUACAUUUAUUUUCAUUCAUAGUUUUUGUAUAUUUUUAAUCAAUGAAAUGUAAAUAAAUCCUACAUCAAAGCAAAACCGAUAUAAAAUUGUUUACUAUAUAAUUUGUCAUCUUAGUGCAAUAACAAGUUAACUCUUAUAAAAUUAUAUUAGGAGUUGACCUGUAAUUGUACAAAGGGGGCAAAAUUAUGAUAGAAAUUUGAUGAUUUUCACAAUCAGAAAAUGCAAUUAUUUGUAUGCAAUUAUGAUAGUGAUUCUUGGAACUUGGGCCAAAUUGGUUGGCAAAAAUCGACUAUAAAUAAUGUGCAUGCAUUGAAGAUGACAGAAUAUCGUCAAAAAUUAUUAAAUUGAGGUUGGGAAAGGUUUUGUACACAUCACUUCAUUACUGCAUAAAACCAUAAAAAAUAUUGAUGAUUAAGUCGAUUCAUUUGUUCUAGAAAUGAUGUUGUUUUUGUCAAUAUUUUCGUCAUAGUAUAUAUAUACAUAGAGCUAGAAUUUUUUUUGUCAUUUUUCACUCCUGGCAUUCAGUCGGUCAUUUGUAAAUUUUUGUAACUUCUUUAAUUGUAUAUUUACAACAUCAGUAUAUGUGUUGCUAUCUCAGUUGUAUUUUUAGCUCACCUGUCACAAAGUGACAGGGUGAGCUUUUGUGACUGCUUUUCGUCCGGCGUCCGUCCGUAAACUUUUGCUCUAAAUGACAUCUCCUCAUAAACCACUGAGCCAAUUUUAUCCAAACUUCACAGGAACGUUCCUUUGGUGGUCACCUUUAAAAAUUGUUCAAAGAAUUUAAUUCCAUGCAGAACUCUGGUUGCCAUGGCAACCAAAAGAAAAAUCUUUAAAUAUCUUCUUUUAAACAACCCUAAGAGCUAGAGCUUAGAUAUUUGGCAUGAAACAUCUUCUAGUGAGUGUCUACCAAGUUUGUUCAAAUAAAAGCCCUGGGGUCAAAAUUGGCCCCGCCCCAGGGGGUCAUUGAUUUUCCCUAUAUGCAUAUAGUAAAAACUUAAAAAAUCUUCUUUUAAAGAACCGUAAGAGCUAGAGCUUAGAUAUUUGGCAUGAAACAUCUUCUAGUGAAUGUCUACCAAGUUUGUUCAAAUAAAAGCCCUGGGGUCAAAAUUGGCCCCGCCCCAGUGGGUCAUUGUUUUUCCCGCUAAGUAUAGUAAAAACUUAAAAAAGUCUUCUUUUAAAAAAUUCAAAUAGCUAGAGCUUAGAUUUUAAACAUGAAACAUCUUCUAGUGGGUGUCUACCAAGUUUGUUCAAAGAAAAGCCCUAGGGUCAAAAUUGGCCCGACCCCAGGGAGGUCAUAGAUUUUCCAUAUAUGCAUAUAGUAAAAACUUAAAAAAUCUUCUUUUAAAGAACCCAAAGAGCUAGAGCUAAGAUAUUUAGCAUGAAACAUGUUCUAAUGGGUGUCUACCAAGUUUGUUCAAAUAAAAGCCCUGGGGUCAAAAUUGGCCCCGCCCCAAAAACUUAAAAAAUCUUCUUUUAAAGAACUCAGAGAGCUAGAGCUAGAGCUUAGAUAUUUGGCAUGAAACAUCUUCUAGUGAAUGUCUACCAAGUUUGUUCAAAUAAAAGCCCUGGGGUCAAAAUUGGCCCCGCCCCAGUGGGUCAUUGUUUUUCCCGCUAAGUAUAGUAAAAACUUAAAAAAGUCUUCUUUUAAAAAAUUCAAAUAGCUAGAGCUUAGAUUUUAAACAUGAAACAUCUUCUAGUGGGUGUCUACCAAGUUUGUUCAAAGAAAAGCCCUAGGGUCAAAAUUGGCCCGACCCCAGGGGGGUCAUAGAUUUUCCAUAUAUGCAUAUAGUAAAAACUUAAAAAAUCUUCUUUUAAAGAACCCAAAGAGCUAGAGCUAAGAUAUUUAGCAUGAAACAUGUUCUAAUGGGUGUCUACCAAGUUUGUUCAAAUAAAAGCCCUGGGGUCAAAAUUGGCCCCGCCCCAAAAACUUAAAAAAUCUUCUUUUAAAGAACUCAGAGAGCUAGAGCUAAGAUAUUUAGCAUGAAACAUGUUCUAAUGGGUGUCUACCAAGUAUGUUCAAAUAAAAGCCCUGGGGUCAAAACUGGCCCCGCCCGGGGGGGUCAUUGAUUUUCCUUAUAUGUGUAUAGCAAAAACUUAAAAAUCUUCUUUGAAAAAACCCAAAUAGCUAGAGUUUAGAUAUUAAGCAUGAAACAUCUUUAAGUAAAUAUCUACACAGUUUGUUCAAAUAAAAGCCCUGGGGUCAAAACUGGCCCUGCCCCAGGGGUGUCAUUGUUUUUAACUAUAUGUGUAUAGUAAAAACUUUAAAAAUCUUCUUUUAAAAAACGCAUUGAGCUAGAACUUAGAUUUUUAGCAUGAAACAUCUUCUUAUGGGUGUCUACCAAGUCUGUUCAAAUAAACAAAUAAAAGCCCUUGGGUAAAAAUUGGCCUGGGGGUGGGGGGGGGGCCUAUAUACAGGUGAGCGACCUCAGGGCCAUCAUGGCCCUCUUGUUAUAUGUUACUGGAGAAAAGUUUGAGAGUAAACACACAUGAAAUAUUUGAUUACAGGAAGUUUUGUUUAUAGAAGUGUUGAACAGAAAAGUGUCAUAUUGGCUCCAUAUUCCUAGUCUAUAAAUGAACAUGUUAGACUGGGUGAUUUAUUUCACAGGAGUUGAGAUUGUUAUUAUAAUUGGCAGCUCCAGUACCAGGGUUGUGGAAUUAUGUUCUGAACUUUAUUUUGUAUGAAUCAUUUAUUGUCCCCCGCCUUUUCGAAGAAAAAAGGGGGAUAUAGAAAUAGGCUCCGUCCGUCUGUCCGUCCGUCACACUUUCGUGUCCGGUCCAUAACUUUGUCAUUUAUCAAAGGAAUUUGAAAUAACUUGGCACAAAUGUUUGUUAUAAUAAGACUAUGUGUCAUGCGCAACAAUCAGACCCCUACCUCCAAGGUCAAGGUCGCACUUGCUAAUUCAAGGUCAACAUUGUCUAUUUAAGGGUAUAUGUCGUGUCCGGUCUAUAACUUUCUUAUCUAUGAAGGGAUUUUGUUAAUACUUGCCAUAAUUGUUCACAAUAAUCAGACGAUGUGUCAUGCGCAAAAACCAGUCACCUACCUUCAAGGUCAAGGUCACACUUGGAGGUCAAAGAUUAACAUAGUCUGUUACAGGGUAUAUUUCGUGUCCGGUCCAUAACUUUGUCAUUUAUCAAAGGAAUUUAAAAUAACUUGGCACAAAUGUUUGUUAUAAUAAGACGAUGUGUCAUGCGCAACAAUCAGACCCCUACCUCCAAGGUCAAGGUCGCACUUGCUCAUAUAAUGUCAACAUUGUCUAUUUGAGGGUAUAUGUCGUGUCCGGUCUAUAACUUUCUUAUCUUUGAAGGGAUUUUGUAAAUACUUGCCACAAUUGUUCACAAUAAUGAGAUGAUGUGUCAUGCGUAACAAUCGGUUACCUACCUCCAAGGUCAAGGUCACACUUGGAGGUCAAAGAUUAAUAUAGUCUGUUAUAGGGUAUAUUUUGUGUUCGAUCCAUAACUUUUUUAUAUAUCAAAGGAUUUUGAAAAUACUUGGCACAAAUAGUCACUAUAAUAAGACGAUGUGUCAUGCGCAACACCUACAUCCCUACCUCCAAGGUCAAGGUCACAUUUCGAGAUCAAAAAUUAACAUUGUCUGUUAAAGGGUAUAUAUUGUGUCCAAUCUAGAACUUCCUUAUAGUUCAAGGGAUUUUGAAAUAACUUGGCACAAAUAAUCACAAUAAUAAGAAGAUAUGUCAAGUACAACACCUGCACCCAAGGUCACACUUAGAGGUCAAAAGUUAACAGAGUCUGUUAUAUGGUAUACUUUGUGUCCCGUCUAUAACUUCUUCAUAGAUCAAGGGAUUUUGAAAAUACUUGGACUAAAUAGUCACAAUAAUAAGAUGAUAUGUCAUGUGUAACACCAGUGUCCCUACCUCCAAGGUCAAGGUCACAUGUAGAGGUCAAAGAUUUACAUAGUCUGUUAUAGGGUAUAUUUUGUGUCCAGUCCAUAACUUUUUCAUAGAUCAAGGGAUUUUAAAAAUACUUUGCACAAAUAAUCACAAUAAUAAGACGAUAUGUCAGGUCCAAAUCAUGGGUCCCUACCUCCAAGGUCACACUAAGAGGUCAAAGAUUAACAUAGUCUGUUAGAGGGUAUAUUUUGUGUCCCAUCUAUAACUUCUUCAUAGUUCAAGGGAUUUUGAAAAUAGUUACAAUAAUAAGACGAUAUGUCAUGCACAACACCUGGACCCCUACCUCCAAGGUCAAGGUCACACUAAGAGGUCAAAGCUUAACAUUCAUUUUAUUUCUUUAAUAAAUUUAUUGUUGCAUUUGCAGAUCUAGCAUUGAUCAUAAUUUUGGACUGAAAAUCCUUAGAUCCAUACCUCAAUCUUUUGAAAUAGCACAAUUUUAUGCUUCAUAUAAAACUUCCCCAAGGCGGGGGACGUUGGUAACUCUGUUACAAAUUCUUGUUUUGUAUGAAUCAUGUUACAAUACCAUGAAUAUUAUAUGUAUUUAAUACACAUACAUGGUUGUUAACUCCUUGUUACAGAAUUUGGUUCACUUAUUAUUUUGAAAUAUUAUACAGAAUGAAUUUAUUGAAGAUCUGAGCAUGUUCAAAUUUAACAGUCAUUUGUGUUGAGUGUUGUUAGUUUUUAGCUCACCUGAGCAUAUGCUCAGGGUGAGCUAUUAGGAUCACUCUUCGUCCGUCGUACGUCAUCCGUUCACACUUUUAAAACGACAUCUCCUCUGAAACCAUAAGGCAGAUCAUAAUGAAACUUCACAGGGAUGUUCCUUGUGUGAAGCCUUAACAAAGUUGUUCAAAGAAUUCCAUUCCAUGCAGAACUCUGGUUGCCAUGGCAACCAAAAGAAAAAACUUUAAAUAUCUUCUUCUAAAAAACCCAAAGAGCUAGAGCUUAGAUAUUUGGCAUGAAACAUCUUCUAGUGAGUGUCUACCAAGUUUGUUCAAAUAAAAGCCCUGGGGUCAAAAUUGGCCCCGCCCCAGGGGGUCAUUGAUUUUCCCUAUAUGCAUAUAGUAAAAACUUAAAAAAUCUUCUUUUAAAGAAUCCAAAGAGCUAGAGCUAAGAUAUUUAGCAUGAAACAUCUUCUAAUGGGUGUCUACCAAGUUUGUUCAAAUAAAAGCCCUGGGGUCAAAAUUGGCCCAGCCCCAGGGGGUCAUUGAUUUUCCCUAUAUGCAUAUAGUAAAAACUUAAAAAAUCGUCUUUUAAAGAAUGCAAAGAGCUAGAGCUAAGAUAUUUAGCAUGAAACAUGUUCUAAUGGGUGUCUACCAAUUUUGUUCAAAUAAAAGCCCUGGGGUCAAAAUUGGCCCCGCCCCAGGGGGUCAUUGAUUUUCCCUAUAUGCAUAUAGUAAAAACUUAAAAAAUCUUCUUUUAAAGAAUGCAAAGAGCUAGAGCUAAGAUAUUUAGCAUGAAACAUCUUCUAAUGGGUGUCUACCAAGUUUGUUCAAACAAAUCCCUGGGGUCAAAAUUGGCCCCGCCCCAGGAGGUCUUUGAUUUUCCCUAUAUGCAUAUAGUAAAAACUUAAAAAAUCUUCUUUUAAAGAAUGCAAAGAGCGAGAGCUAAGAUAUUUAGCAUGAAACAUGUUCUAAUGGGUGUCUACCAAGUUCGUUCAAAUAAGAGCCCUGGGGUCAAAAUUGGCCCCGCCCCGGGGGUCAUUCAUUUUCCUUAUAUGUUUAUAACAAGAACUUAAAAGAUCUUUUUUGAAAAAAGAAACAAAAAGCUAGAGUUUAGAUACUAAGCAGUGAGUGCUUUGUGAGUGUCUUCCAAGUUUGUUCAAAUAAAAGCCCUGGGGUCAAAAUUGGCCUUGCCCGGGGGGGGUCAUUCAUUUUCCUUAUAUGUGUAUGACAAAAACUUACAAAAUCUUCUUUGAAAAAACUCAAAUAGCUAGAGUUUAGAUAUUAAGCACGAAGCAUCUUCUAGUGAGUGUCUACAAAGUUUGUUCAAAUAAAAGCCCUGGGGUCAAAAUUGGCCCCGUCCCAGGGGACAUUGAUUUUCCUUAUAUGUGUAUAGCAAAAACUUAAAAAUCUUCUUUGAAAAAACCUGAAUAGCUAGAGUUCAGAUAUUAAACAUGAAACAUUGUCUAGUAAGUGUCUACAAAGAUUGUUCAAAUAAAAGCCCUGGGGUCAAAACUGGCCCUGCCCCAGGUGUGUCAUUGUUUUUAACUAUAUGUGUAAAGAAAAAGACUUGAAAAAAAAUCUUCUUUUAAAAAACCCAACAAGCUAUACCUUAGAUGUUUAGCAUGAAACAUCUUCUAAUGGGUGUCAACCAAGUUUGUUCAAAUAAAAGCCCUGGGAUUUAAACUGGCCAUGCUCCGGGGGCCUAUAUACAGGUGAGCGACUUUAGGGCCAUCAUGGCCCUCUUGUUUCAGAAAAGUUCAGAUUCCAGGCUGUAGUUUAAUAGGGACAUGCAUGUUGAUCUGCUAUUUUCAGAUUAAUAACAGAUGAAAAUUCAGAAUCGGAAUAGACAUUUUUUCUACACAAUAAAUACAUAAUAAUACAUAUUUUUUUAAGAUAUUGAAUGUUUGUCCAUUGCUCAUGGAUUAACAUGUGAAGUUUUAUUAUAAUCACUCUCUUUAUAGAGAAAGAUGUUUUAUCUAACUGAAGUGGGUUAGACUAUCUAGUUUGUUUUAUAUCUAACAUUUAAUCUGCUGAAACUUAAGUCAUUAGGCUUUGUAUAGUGCUAGGGCAGCCUGCAGAUCUUUGCCGUCUUAUCACACUCUAUGUGGUUAAAAGCUUAAAGUUCCCUUCAACUUUGAAUGGACUGUUCCAAGGUCAGCAGGCUCAGAGUUAGAUUUGAUACCAAGAGCAAAUAAUGUUGUGUUCAUCUUAAUAACAAUUGUACAUUAUCACUUUGUAUAUAAUGAAGAAAAAAAUUAACUGAAUAUUCAGGUAAGCAUUUUAAAUGUUCAAGUACGCUUGAAGAAAUUGUCAUACAUACAUACAUGUUGUUAAAUAUUUCAUUACUUACAGCGAUUCUUACUAUUUUCCAAGUGUUAGAGAGAGCUUUUUGUACAUUGUUAAAGUCAUGUAGUCCAUUUGUAGCCUGAUUUAUUAGUAGAAAUAAAAUUCAUAAAUAAAAUA